Messenger RNA from Aegilops tauschii subsp. strangulata, 1981 nucleotides. Its product is annotated as sugar transporter ERD6-like 4. Gene Ontology annotation, biological process: transmembrane transport; carbohydrate transport. The record is from RefSeq and is a predicted model, not a curated record. NCBI's taxonomy places the organism in Eukaryota, Viridiplantae, Streptophyta, Magnoliopsida, Poales, Poaceae. Gene Ontology annotation, cellular component: membrane. Gene Ontology annotation, molecular function: sugar transmembrane transporter activity.
GCCAAGCAACUCCCAUACGUUGUAGAUGUACGUCUGCGAACAAGCUACCUUAGAGACGAGCCCAUCCCAUCCCAUCACCUCUCCCCAUUUCAAAGUCGACAUCCUCUUCUUCUUCAUCCCUCCCUCCCCCCGCGCUCUCUCUCUCUCUCUCUCUCUCUCUCUCUCUCUCUCUCUCUCUCGUCCAUCAGCCAGGGCCGCCAUGAACGGCAAGGGCGGAGACGGCGGAGGGCAGGAGAGCGACGACGACAUGGACAUGCGGAAGCCGCUGCUGGUGAACACGGGGAGCUGGUACAAGAUGGGGUCGAGCCUCACGGCGGGGGCCUCCUCCAUGGCCAUCAUCCGCGAGACCCACGUGUCCGCCUUGCUCUGCACGCUCAUCGUGGCGCUCGGCCCCAUCCAGUUCGGCUUCACCGGCGGCUUCUCCUCGCCGACCCAGGACGCCAUCACCCGCGACCUCAGCCUCUCCAUCUCCGAGUUCUCGGUGUUCGGCUCGCUCUCCAACAUCGGCGCCAUGGUGGGCGCCAUCGCCAGCGGCCAGAUGGUGGAGCACGUCGGCCACAAAGGGGCGUUGAUGAUUGCUGCUGUUCCUAACAUCCUCGGCUGGCUCGCGAUCUCCUUGGCAAAAGAUACUACCUUUCUGUACACGGGGCGAUUGCUUGAAGGAUUUGGUGUUGGUAUCAUAUCCUACACGGUGCCUGUAUACAUAGCAGAGAUUUCUCCUCGGAACAAGAGGGGCGCUCUAGGCUGUGUGAACCCGUUGUCUGUAACACUUGGGAUGGUGUUGGCCUAUGUGCUCGGCAUGCUUGUUCCUUGGAGGAUGCUUGCGCUGAUAGGAACCUUGCCAUGCACAAUACUGAUACCUGGCCUAUUCUUCAUUCCAGAAUCUCCAAGAUGGCUGGCAAAGAUGAACAAGAUGGAUGAUUUCGAAGCCUCCCUACAAGUUUUGAGAGGAUCUGAUACUGACAUCACCUCAGAAGUGAAUGAUAUAAAGACAGCGGUAGCAUCAGCAAACAAAAUGACGGCAAUUCGUUUCCAAGAGUUAAACCAAAAGAAAUUCCGCAUGCCCUUGAUACUUGGAAUUGGCCUGCUUGUACUGCAACAGCUAAGUGGGAUCAACGCCAUACUGUUUUAUGCAGGCAGCAUCUUCAAAGCUGCAGGUGUUACAAACAGCAACUUGGCCGCAUGUGGAGUUGGAGCUAUUGGGCUUCUUGCCACUGGAGCUACAACCUGGUUGCUAGACAGAGCUGGCCGACGGAUCCUACUUAUUAUAUCUUCUGCCGGGAUGACCCUAAGCCUUCUUGCAAUUGCCGUCAUAUUUUUUCUCAAGGACAAUGUUCCGCAAGACUCUGACAUGUAUUACAUAUUAAGCAUGGUCUCCUUGUUUGCUAUUGUGGCUUAUGUGAUCACCUUCUCCUUCGGUAUGGGCGCCAUUCCAUGGGUCAUAAUGUCUGAGAUCCUGCCGGUUAGCAUCAAGAGCCUUGCGGGAAGCUUCGCGACGCUCGCCAACUGGCUGACCUCCUUUGGGAUAACAAUGACAGCAAACUUGUUGCUCAGCUGGAGCGCUGGAGGUACCUUUGCGUGCUACACGCUCGUGAGCACGUUCACGCUCAUGUUCAUCAUCCUCUGGGUGCCGGAGACCAAGGGAAGAACUCUCGAGGAGAUACAGUGGUCAUUCCGGUGAGCUCGGUCGGUAGUCUUCGCGGUAUAUAUGUCGGAAUUAUUCUUCAAGCCGGGCAUCGUCUUCUUUUUACUAGUCCGAUUGCUCGAUGAAGGCCAAUCAUACAGAAGAAAGGAAAAACUUUGUCGUCUGUAUAUUCCUGUACAGACAUUGUUUCAGAUGACUUUGUAGAGGGGGCAUGUAAUUGUUAUGCUCUGUUCUCUUCUCUGGGUUCCGUGCUGGCGCAGCUGGUGGUCAGCUCCCACUGUGAUACCCUGCAAAGGAAAUAAAACAUUGACUAACAAGAAAAUGUCAUAUGCCUAA